Messenger RNA from Propithecus coquereli (Coquerel's sifaka), 4028 nucleotides. RefSeq names its product adducin 2 (beta) (gene ADD2). The transcript is spliced from 16 exons. NCBI's taxonomy places the organism in Eukaryota, Metazoa, Chordata, Mammalia, Primates, Indriidae. Gene Ontology annotation, molecular function: actin filament binding. The record is from RefSeq and is a predicted model, not a curated record. Gene Ontology annotation, biological process: barbed-end actin filament capping. Gene Ontology annotation, cellular component: plasma membrane; cytoskeleton; postsynaptic density. Bases 511 to 2688 code for a protein of 725 amino acids.
ACCGCGAAGCGGCCUUUUGUCAGCGCGCUCGGCCGGGAGAGCUCUCAUUUCCUCCCAGCCUCGUGCGGGAAAUGGAUUUAAUUCUGACCGCAGGGCUGUGAGGGACGAGCGGGAACGAGCGCCUUUUGUCAAGGAGCCGCAGCUCUGUGGUCUGCAGUUGCCACCGACGCGCAGGAGCUGCAGUGCUGGCGGAACCCGGCGGCUGACGAGUGCGCGGCUGCGGCAUGGGUAGAAAACACUGCUCUGCAGAUUAGCUGGGUGGAUUUUUAGGAGCAUCCUCCCCCCCCCAAAAAAAUCCCUCACAAAUAGCAAAACCCAACCCACAGCGGAAGACCAGAGAUGGAUGAGAUGCGGAGCAGGAGUUUCCACCCGGAUGUGUGAGGCCGUGUAGAUGUGGCCGGCACCCUGAGAGUGGAGCAGCGGGUGUAGACCGAGCACUGACAGGGAGCCCCGGACAGGGCUGGGCCAGCCUCCUGGGUUCCAGGAGCGGAUUGCAAACCUACCAGGAAAAUGAGUGACGAGGCGGUCCCCGAGGCUGCCUCCCCGCCGCCCCCGCAGGGGCAGCAUUACUUUGACCGCUUCUCUGAGGACGAUCCCGAGUACAUGCGCCUCCGCAACCGCGCCGCGGACCUGCGGCAGGACUUCAACCUGAUGGAGCAGAAGAAGCGCGUCACCAUGAUCCUGCAGAGCCCGUCUUUCAGGGAGGAGCUGGAAGGCCUCAUCCAGGAGCAGAUGAAGAAGGGGAACAACUCCUCCAACAUCUGGGCCCUGCGGCAGAUUGCGGACUUCAUGGCCAGCACCUCUCACGCAGUCUUCCCGACAUCUUCCAUGAACUUCUCCCUGAUGACGCCCAUCAAUGACCUCCACACAGCCGACUCCCUGACCCUAGCCAAGGGGGAGCGGCUCAUGCGGUGCAAGAUAAGCAGCGUCUACCGACUUCUGGACCUCUAUGGCUGGGCCCAGCUGAGCGACACCUAUGUCACGUUGAGAGUCAGCAAGGAGCAAGACCACUUCCUGAUUAGCCCCAAGGGAGUGUCUUGCAGUGAAGUCACGGCAUCCAGCCUGAUCAAGGUGAAUAUCCUAGGAGAGGUGGUGGAGAAGGGCAGCAGCUGCUUCCCAGUGGACACCACGGGCUUCUGCCUGCACUCGGCCAUCUACGCAGCCAGACCUGACGUGCGCUGCAUCAUCCACCUGCACACGCCGGCCACAGCAGCGGUGUCAGCCAUGAAGUGGGGCCUCCUGCCUGUCUCCCACAAUGCCCUGCUGGUGGGGGACAUGGCCUACUAUGACUUCAAUGGGGAAAUGGAGCAGGAAGCCGAUCGGAUCAACCUGCAGAAGUGCCUUGGACCCACCUGCAAGAUCCUGGUGCUAAGAAACCACGGAGUGGUUGCUCUAGGCGACACCGUCGAGGAGGCGUUUUAUAAGGUCUUCCACCUGCAGGCUGCAUGUGAGAUACAGGUGUCAGCCCUGUCCAGUGCUGGGGGAGUGGAGAACCUCAUCCUCUUGGAGCAGGAGAAGCACAGGCCCCACGAGGUGGGCUCCGUGCAGUGGGCCGGGAGCACCUUCGGGCCCAUGCAGAAGAGCCGGCUGGGGGAGCACGAGUUUGAAGCCCUCAUGAGGAUGCUGGACAACCUGGGCUACAGAACAGGCUACACAUACCGCCACCCCUUUGUUCAAGAGAAAACCAAACACAAAAGUGAGGUGGAGAUUCCAGCCACGGUCACAGCCUUUGUGUUCGAGGAGGAUGGCGCCCCGGUCCCCGCGCUGCGACAGCAUGCGCAGAAGCAGCAGAAAGAGAAGACCCGCUGGCUCAACACACCCAACACCUACCUGCGGGUCAAUGUGGCUGACGAGGUCCAGAGGAGCAUGGGCAGCCCCCGGCCCAAGACCACGUGGAUGAAGGCUGACGAGGUGGAGAAAUCCAGCAGUGGCAUGCCCAUACGGAUCGAAAACCCAAACCAAUUCGUGCCUCUCUAUACUGACCCCCAAGAAGUGCUGGAGAUGAGGAACAAGAUUCGAGAACAAAACCGACAAGAUGUGAAGUCGGCGGGACCUCAGUCCCAACUCCUGGCGGGCGUCAUCGCUGAGAAGAGCCGAAGCCCGUCUACAGAGAGCCAGCUGAUGUCCAAGGGUGAUGCAGAUACCAAAGAUGAUUCAGAGGAGAUGGUGCCCAACCCCUUCAGCCAACUCACUGACCAGGAGCUGGAGGAGUACAAGAAGGAGGUGGAGAGGAAGAAACUAGAACUCGAUGGAGAGAAGGAAACUGCCCCAGAGGAGCCUAGCUCACCUGUAAAGUCUGCCCCCACUUCUCCCGUGCAGAGCCCAGCCAAGGAGGCAGAGACAAAGAGCCCCAUGGUGUCUCCUUCCAAGACUUCAGAGGAAGGUGCUAAGAAGACAGAAACAAGCAAAGCCACCACAGAGCCCGAAACGACCCAGCCAGAGGGGGUGGUGGUCAACGGGAGGGAGGAGGAGCAGACCGCGGAGGAAAUCCUCAGCAAAGGCUUGAGCCAGAUGACCACCAACGCCGACACCGACGUCGAUGCCUCUAAGGACAAAACCGAGUCGGUCACCAGCGGCCCCAUGUCCCCAGAGGGCUCACCCUCCAAGUCUCCCUCAAAGAAGAAAAAGAAAUUCCGAACCCCCUCCUUCCUGAAAAAGAGCAAAAAGAAGGAAAAAGUGGAGUCCUGAUGCGUGACACCCUUGGGCUCCCUUCUACCUCCUCUCUUUCCUCCCUGUCCCUUCCUUCUCCCAUCUCUGUCCCUGGAAGCACAGGGCCAAGGAGGGAUAGACUAGGACCCUGGAUCACUCAGAGGGGAGACUUAAGAGAUAGCCCAACCAACCCCUCACUUUACAAUUGCCCCAGAGACAUCAGGUGACUUGCCCAAGGUCACACAGCUAGUUAGCGGCAGAGCCUGGGCUGGAAUUCAGGUCUCCUGACCUCCAGUCCAGUGCUCCCUCCACCACACAACACUGCCUGGUCCUGGGCCGCCUGGUUAGGAUGCUGCCCACCAAUCUGAGCCCGGGGCGAGAAGGCCAGAAAUGGGCUGUGAGCUCUCACAGGCUCAGGCUAAAUCAGACAGGUUGAGGCCUCCCCUGAGUGAGGUCCAUUUCUUCCCGGGAAUCCAAUCUCCCGCGGAUGGAGCUAUCUCCGCAUUUAGAAAUCUCUUCUCUUUUCCAUUUCAGGUCCCUGCCCUGUUGCUCAAAGUAACCAGACAAAUUAACCCACCUGCUCCUGAAAUUAAUCUUCGUUCCCAAGGGCUGAUGGCUUAGCUUGUACUUCCCCAAACGCUGACCCCGAGCUUUCUUCAUGGAACCUCCUGAAUGAUGUGUGGAAGGGCUGUAAGAGGUGGCAGACACAGGGCAAGCCUAGGAAGCCUGGGGCCGGGGGUGGUUUAAUCAAGAUAAGAAGCCAGGAACUUGACCCAUUUGAAUCAUGCAUCUCAGACGCUUAAAAAUGAAAACCAAAUUUAGCAUAGGAAAAAGUUGUCUCAUGCUCAGGGCAGAAAUUUGGGGAAAUUUUAAUCCCCUGUUGGCCUUGCGUUGUACAAGGAGGAUCAAAACAGCACACAGGAAACGCUAUGACUUUCUAGCUUUGCAUGACACACGGAGCAAUCCGCUGUACCUGCCUCAGUCCUGUCCAGCAGACAGGUCUCCCCUGACCCUCCCUCAAACCCACUUGCUCACAGACCGAAACUGGCAUCUUACCCUUGGCACCUUGACCUUGGCUCCUUCGGGGUUCCGACUCUGAGUUACUCUGGGUCCAGCAGGGGAGAAUCAGACAUGAGCCCUUCAGGAUUAAUCCUCUUGGACCAACUCUCAGAGAAAUGCUUGGGUGUCCCCAGCCCUGUCACUAUGUGUCCGUCCUGGGGUGUGGUAAUUGCCACGGCUAUUGUUUGAAAUGCCAACACUAUCUUUUCAUGUUUAUCCACGGGGCAUUGAUUAAUGAGCACUGUUGGCUCCUAAAAAUUAGACAAUCCAUUCUCUUUAAAGCACAGUGUCUUCAAAGGAUAUUUUUCCUCUUGUCCUGA